AUGGCAUAUUUGGAUGAUGUCUGCCUAGCUGGUGACUAUCGUGUGGUCAGCGCUGCCCUUGGUCGCCUCACCGCGGCCGCUCGGCAAGUUGGUCUGCGCAUCACCCCCAGCAAAUGCGAACUCAUCCCUUGUGGCGGGGCCGAUGCUGCCGUGGAUCCCAGAGCUUUCCCACAAGGUGUUCAAAUCAAUUGCAGUGGCUCUUUCACUUUGCUUGGGGCGAGCAUUGGCAGUGUUGCCUUCUGUGAACAGCACACCCUUAAGGAGCGGGUCACCAAAGCCCAGCCCCUUCUCUUGGCUCUAGCUGAAUUGCCCGAUCCCCAGACAGCCUUGCUGCUGCUGCGCCAUUGCGCUUCCUACUGCAAGGCGUGGGCCCAAGCUGCCCUCUCCACCACCCACGGUGGGUUGGGCCUCCACCACGCAUCAGUGCAUGCGCCGGCAGGGUAUGCCGCCAGUGUCGUGGCCACCCAUGGGCUCUGCCGGCUUCUUGACCCAACCUACAACAGUGCCGCAACCACCGAGGCAAUCCAAGCCUUCAACCAUGUGCUGCCAGCGAGUGAACAUGUCCCCAUCCCAGCGCCGCCGACCCUUCGGCAACAACAGUUGUCAGAGGCGCUGGACAAGAUCGUGAUUGCCAAGCUGGCGGUUCCUUGCCCAUUGUGCGAUGGCGUGGCGGAUUGUUUCGGCGUUCAUGCCCCGUGCGGGGGUGAUCGCACCAAGCGACACCACGCCCUCCGAGCCAUCCUUGCUGCCCGCGCCAAAGCGGCCGGCUUUCACACCGACGUCGAGAAGCCCGGGCUUUUGCCACCUCGACCGGAGGACGGUGGUGCUGGGGAAGAUGGAGGCAGUGCCACCAACGGCCGGCGGCCUGCUGAUGUUUGGGUCGGCAAUUGGGGCUUGCUGGGACCCGCGGCUUUUGACUUGGCCGUCACUUCGGGCCUGCGCUCCGGGCAUCUGCCUUCCAUUGCUGCAGAUGGUCGGCGGCUUACAAUUCUUGCCUUGGUUGCGGAAGCCUGCAGCGGGGGAUGGGGGCCCACAGCGCUGAAAACAUGGAAAGAACUUUCGGUUGCUCUGGCCGUCCGCAACAAUGAAGCUGCCAGCGUGGAGCGCGAACGUUCGCUCCAAUCGCUGGCGGUGGCCCUUCAACGUGAAAAUGCCCGGGCCGUGCUUCGACGCAUCGAGUGA
This is a messenger RNA of Durusdinium trenchii, 1182 nucleotides long. Lineage: Eukaryota; Dinophyceae; Suessiales; Symbiodiniaceae. The record is from the annotation of a GenBank genome assembly.